Molecule: messenger RNA, 683 nt
Organism: Malaya genurostris
Lineage: Eukaryota; Metazoa; Arthropoda; Insecta; Diptera; Culicidae
Exons: 3
Coding region: 219-647 (142 amino acids)
Source: RefSeq, a predicted model, not a curated record
AUAGAAAGGACUGGUUGGACACCGGAUAGUACACACACGCACACACAAAUGUCAACUAGCGACGGAACAUGUAGUGACGUAAUUCGUACCUCGUACCAAACCAGAAUCACCGGCUUAGUCUGCCAAAAUUUGAGCAUUGGUGCUGAGCCACUAAUUCGGGAUAAGCUACUAAAAGCAUCGUAAAUUAUUCCAUCUUCGUACCGUGCAGUGUCGUAACUAUGGGAUGUGGCUCUUCCAGUUCGUCAGCAGUGCCCACGGAUGGCGAUAGUGAAUCAACCACGGUGAAGGCAUAUCCACCACCGGAAGCAUUCGAAAUUUCGCUAGAUGACGAAAACUCCGAAAGCAUAAUCAAAAAACACCCACCCAAGCGGCUGAAACGCCUCCAGGAGCAGAUUUCCGACCCGCCGAGCAUCGAGGACCUUGAGGAAAAACUUGCCACAGCGGAAAUGAGACGGCAGCAGUUCCUGGCUAGUCGGAUCCAGAAAACCACCAUCUAUGGCAGGGCAGAUAUUGUAGAAAACGGUAACCUUCAUUCCGUCAUUGUCGAGGAAGAUGAGACUGAAGAAACGGACGAAGAGGACGGAACAGUAAAUCCCGCUGGGACCGGUGCGCCAGAACAACAGGAUGAACGUAUCGAAAACGGCUGAAAGCAGUCCCUGCAAUAAAACUCACACAGUUUAUUA